UGACGCUAUUCUCGCUUUCAUCGCGCUUAGUGUGCAUGUGCUGAGUGAGUCUCAUCUCAACUCAUUCUUUCUCUCUCUCUCUCUCUCUUACUCUAAUCCUCUUUUGUAUUUAGUAGCUACUAUUUUGUGAAAACGCACAAAACCAAAGACGUCGACGUAGGCAUUCAGUUGCAGAAAAUCAAGGCGAAGCCGAAGGUGAAGAAGAUCUUGUAAUUCCGAACCCUAUUCCUCGCUUCACCGAUCAUUUGGAUCCAUUCUAUAAAUGAAGGCUAACAAAGCCAUAAACCCUCUCAUCACCUUCGAGCAUAAGAGGGAUGCCUAUGGGUUUACCGUGCGACCUCAACACUUGCAAAGAUACCGUGAAUAUGCUAACAUAUACAAGGAGGAAGAAGAGGAGAGGUCAGACCGAUGGAAGUCGUUUCUAGAUCGGCAGGCAGAAUCUUCUGAAUUAGCCACAAACAGAUUAGCUGUGGAGCAAGAUGAGAAAGUUUUGGAUGAUGAAGCUGCACAGCAAGAAGCUGAUGCUUGCUCGGAGAAGAGUGUUGAUGUAAAUGAAGCAAGCAACGAAAAGCCUGGUUCUGACACUACAGCUGAAAAUGGUAAUCAAAAGGAGGAGGUACCAGCAUCUGAGGAGACUAAAAUUCAUAGAGUCCAGUUAUGGACAGAGAUAAGACCAUCUCUCCGUACUAUUGAGGAUAUGAUGAGCGUUCGCGUAAAGAAGAAAACUGGAUUGGUAAAAGAUGAAAGAAACAAGAAAAAUGUGUUAAAAGAUGAACAAAUCAUUGAAACUGCAAAAUCAUCAUCUCACUCUGAUGAUACUAAAUCACUAAAAGGAGCAUGUGAGGAAGACUCUGAUGAGGAGUUCUACGAUGUUGAGAGGUCGGAUCCUAGUUCAGAUAUGCCUCCUGUUGAUGGUGUGAGUGCUUCUGCAAACGGUAUUGCUGCUGAUGAUGCACCACUAGAGGCUUUGUUUCCUUGGAAAGAAGAGUUGGAAGUUCUUGUUCGCGGGGGAGUGCCAAUGGCGCUGAGGGGAGAGCUUUGGCAAGCAUUUGUGGGUGUAAAAGCAAGGCGAGUGGAUAAGUAUUAUCAGGAUCUGCUAGCCUCAGAGAGUGAUUCUGAAAUUAAAACUUAUCAGCAAAGCAUGCACUCAGCUGAUAAUAAUGGGAAAACAAGUGCAGAUUGUGUACGUGUGCCCGAAAAAUGGAAAGGACAGAUUGAGAAGGAUCUGCCUCGAACAUUUCCUGGUCAUCCUGCACUAGACGAGAAUGGUAGAAAUGCUUUGAGACGACUACUUACUGCAUAUGCUCGACAUAAUCCCUCAGUUGGUUACUGCCAGGCCAUGAAUUUUUUUGCUGGCUUAUUACUGCUUUUGAUGCCGGAAGAAAAUGCCUUUUGGACCUUAAUGGGCAUUUUGGAUGAUUAUUUUGAUGGCUAUUAUUCAGAACAAAUGAUAGAGUCUCAGGUGGAUCAACUUGUUUUUGAUGAGUUGGUGCGGGAGAGGUUUCCCAAAUUGGCCAAUCAUCUAGAUUAUCUGGGAGUGCAGGCAGCAUGGGUUACUGGACCAUGGUUCCUUUCCAUUUUUGUGAACAUGCUUCCUUGGGAAAGUGUUCUUCGAGUGUGGGAUGUGCUUCUUUUUGAAGGAAACCGAGUCAUGCUAUUUAGAACUGCAGUUGCUUUGAUGGAGCUAUAUGGUCCAGCAUUGGUAACAACUAAGGAUGCUGGAGAUGCAGUUACUUUACUGCAAUCGUUGGCUGGCUCCACAUUUGAUAGUAGUCAGCUUGUAUUGACAGCUUGCAUGGGUUACCAAAAUAUAAAUGAAAUUCGAUUGCAGCAGCUGAGGAAUAAACAUCGGCCAGCUGUAAUAGCUGCAGUUGAAGAAAGAUCAAAAGGGCUUAAAGCUUGGAGGGAUUCUCAGGGUCUGGCAUCAAAGUUUUUUGGUUUUAAACAUGAUCCUAAAUCGGAGCAAUCGGCUGAUAUGCAAAUGAUUGGGGAUUUAUCUCGUUCAGAAUCAGGUUCCACUAACGCAGAUGAAAUUCUGAUUAGUCUGACUGGAGAGGUUGAGAUAGAUUCUGCUCCAGAUCUUCAAGAGCAGGUUGUCUGGCUGAAGGUUGAACUUUGUAGAUUACUAGAGGAGAAAAGAUCAGCUAUUCUCAGAGCGGAGGAGCUGGAGACAGCUUUAAUGGAGAUGGUCAAGCAGGAUAAUAGGAGGCAACUGAGUGCCAAGGUAGAGCAACUAGAUGAAGAGGUUACUCAGCUUCGACAAGCACUUGCCGAUAAGCAAGAACAGGAAACUGUCAUGCUUCAGGUCUUGAUGAGGGUAGAGCAAGAGCAAAAAGUGACAGAGGAUGCUCGCAGGUUUGCUGAGCAAGAUGCAGCUGCACAAAGAUAUGCUGCCCAAGUGCUUCAGGAAAAGUAUGAAGAAGCAACUAUGGCACUUGCUGAAAUGGAGAAGAGAGCAGUUAUGGCAGAAUCUAUGCUGGAGGCUACGUUGCAGUAUCAGUCUGGGCAAGUUAAAGUGCUACAAUCUCCACGAUCUUCACAUCCAGAGUCUCCAGUAUCGAGAAACAAUCAAGAGCCUACGACAGAUCUCCCUAAUAAGAGGAUAGGUUUGCUUUCUCGUCCAUUUGGAAUUGGAUGGCGUGAUCGAAACAAGGGGAAAUCCACUAAUGUGGAAGAGCCAGCAGAGGGAAAGCUCAUCGUUGAGGGACAAAGUACAAUCAGCCAACAAGAGGGUAAUGAACUUAAACUACAGGAUGAGUAGGAAAGAAGAUAGCACCGAGAUUUUCUUUAUGUCCUUCCCAAGACGGUUUGAGGAGCAAGAAGUUCGUUCCUUCUUCCUAGUCUUUAAUUUUUGUUUAGGGUGAACAUAUAAUUUCCUAUUCAUUAAUUGUUUGUUCUUUAUGACGUAAUAGAAUAAUAGUAAUUGGAAAGAAAGCCUACGGUGGAAGUCAAUUGUAAUACAUCUUGGCUUAUUC
This is a messenger RNA of Gastrolobium bilobum, 2975 nucleotides long. RefSeq lists its product as uncharacterized. The transcript has 18 exons. The coding region runs from base 263 to 2761 and encodes 832 amino acids. NCBI's taxonomy places the organism in Eukaryota, Viridiplantae, Streptophyta, Magnoliopsida, Fabales, Fabaceae. The record is from RefSeq and is a predicted model, not a curated record.